Thrips palmi is the source of this 2539-nucleotide messenger RNA. Its product is annotated as aromatic-L-amino-acid decarboxylase-like. Lineage: Eukaryota; Metazoa; Arthropoda; Insecta; Thysanoptera; Thripidae. Gene Ontology annotation, biological process: amino acid metabolic process. Gene Ontology annotation, molecular function: pyridoxal phosphate binding; carboxy-lyase activity. The transcript has 7 exons. The record is from RefSeq and is a predicted model, not a curated record. Bases 233 to 2284 code for a protein of 683 amino acids.
GUUCGCCCGGCGGAUCGCUCAGGAGUCCUCCGCGAGUCGCGCCGAGUCGAGUGGAACCGAUUCGAGCCGAGCCGAACGGAGCCGAGCCGAGCCGAGCCGAGCCGAGCCGGAUCGCCCGGGAGACAAAAGUGGUGCUUGUGUUUGGUGUUUUGUGAUUGUGCGUUUUCGCGGCGGCCGCAGCAGGGAGCUCUUUCGUUUCCUUCCGAGGCUCGACAAGAAGUAAGCCGAAGACAUGGACGCGGCCGAGUUCAAAGUCCGCGGCCAGGAGAUGGUGGAGUACAUCUGCAACUACCUGGAGGACGUCGGCUCCAGGCGCGUCACCUCCACCGUGGAGCCCGGCUACCUCCGCCCCCUGCUGCCCAAGGAGGCGCCCCAGGAGCCCGAGGACUGGGACCAAAUCCUCGCCGACGUGGACUCCAAGAUCAUGCCCGGGAUCACACACUGGCAGCACCCGAGGUUCCACGCCUACUUCCCCUCCGGAAACUCGUACCCGUCCAUCCUCGGCGACAUGCUGUCCGACGCCAUCGGCUGCAUCGGCUUCUCCUGGGCCGCCAGCCCCGCGUGCACGGAGCUGGAGACCAUCGUCACAGACUGGUUCGGCAAGGCGCUGGGCCUCCCGGACGACUUCCUGAGCCAGGGCAGUGGCGGCGGCGUCAUCCAGAGCUCGGCCAGCGAGUGCGUGCUGGUGAGCAUGCUGGCCGCGCGCGCGCACGCCAUCCGCCAGCUGCGGCGCGCCGAGCAGCCCAAGAGCCCCGCGUCGCCGUGCCCCAGCGACACUGACGACGACGGCCUGCUGGACAACGAGGCCGCCGGCGAGGAGACGGCCACGGACAGCACGUACCUACCGCGCCUCGUGGCCUACUGCUCCAGGGAGUCGCAUUCGUGCGUGGAGAAGGCGGCGCGCAUCGCGCUGGUGCGGCUGCGCAUCCUGGAGCCCGACGAGCACAGCGCCCUGCGCGGCGCCACGCUCGCCAAGGCCAUGGAGGCGGACGUGCGGCGCGGCCUGGUGCCCUUCUUCGUGUCCACCACGCUGGGCACCACGUCGUGCUGCUCGUUCGACAACCUGACCGAGAUCGGCCCCGUGGUGCGCCGCCACCCGGACGUCUGGCUGCACGUGGACGGCGCGUACGCCGGCAACGGCUUCAUCUGCCCCGAGCUGCGCGUCCACAUGCAGGGCAUCCAGUACGCCGACUCGUUCAACACCAACCCCAACAAGUGGCUGCUCACGUCGUUCGACUGCUCGUGCCUGUGGGUGCGCGACCGCCUGCGCCUCACGUCCGGCCUCAUCGUGGACCCGCUGUACCUCCAGCACUCCAACAUGGACGAGACCAUCGACUACCGCCACUGGGGCAUCCCGCUGAGCCGCCGCUUCCGCGCGCUCAAGCUGUUCUUCGUGCUGCGGCGCUACGGCAUCGCCGGCCUGCAGCGCUACGUGCGCAACCACAUCAAGCUGGCCAAGAGCUUCGAGGCGCUGGUGCGCGACGACCACCGCUUCGAAGUCUGCAACGACGUCAGGCUGGGGCUGGUGUGCUUCCGCCUCCGCGGCCCGGACCGCAUGAACCAGCAGCUGCUGGCCGCGCUCAACGAGUCCGGCAAGCUGCACAUGAUCCCCUCCAUGGUGCGCGGCCGCUACGUCAUCCGCUUCUGCGUGGUCGCGGAGCACGCCACCGAGGCCGACAUCGAGCACGCGUGGGAGGUGAUCUCGGAGCACGCCACGGACCUGCUGGACGAGGUGCCGCUGUCCCCGGUGGCGCGCAAGACACCGCGCACGCCCACCGAGCUGGCCGAGAAGCUGUCCCUGACGCGCACGCUGUCGCGCCGCCACAGCUUCGUGCGCUCCGUGUCGCGUGUGCAGUACCAGCGCUCGCUGUCCAGGACGUCGCUGUACGACGGCGCCACGCCCAUCACGGUGCCGGAGGACGAGGCCGGCGACGACCUCAGCCUCAGCCUCAGCCUGGGCAGCAGCGACAGCGUGGUCGGCAGCCCCUGCUCGUCGGGCUUCGGCGGCUUCGGCCACGGCCACGGCCUGGCCGGCCUCAACCUCGGCAACUCCUUCCACUGCAGCACCCCGACCAUCUGCGAGGAGGACCCCCUGGGCCUCGUCCUGGACCAGCAACGGCAGAAGCAACAACAACAGCAGCAACAUCAGCCGCAAGAGAACGGCGACCAGGCUGAGCGCGCCGCCGCCCUCCCGCCCCCCGCCGCCCCAACCCCGGCGUCGGCCAUGGCCAAGAAGGCCUUCAGCACGGGGCUGCUGGGCAGGACCCCCGUGAAGAACGCGUAGGCAGCUUACCUUUCGUCCUCGACUGUUAUCUUCUGGGAAUGAGUCUGCGUUUGCGGAAUAAUGCGUUUCCUGGAUAAAGUAAUUUAUUCUUGUAUAGGUUCCACGUAUCUGUGUAACCUUUGUGAUGCGACUCCGUGUUUUACAGUGCGAGCCGAAGACUCAGAGGCUGAGUAGGACAAGUAUUGCUACGGCGGGGCGCGGUGAUGUUGUAAUUUAUUUUAUUAAUUUGUAUUAAAUCGUCUUGAACGUGUGUGA